GGGCCGGGCCGGGAGCGGCGGCGGGACGCGGCGGAGCUGCCUCUCGCCAUGGGCGGUGGGUGCGGGGCCGGGGUCCCGCUGGCCGCCGGGCUGUGCCAGGCCGGGCUGCGGCUGCUCCUCGCCCACGCCGUGCUGCUCUGCGCCGCCGGGACCGCCGCCACCGACGGCUCCGUGAAUCCCUGUUGCUAUUUCCCCUGCCAGCACCAAGGGGUGUGCGUGAGGGUCGGCCUGGGAGGAUACGAGUGUGACUGCACGCGGACGGGAUACUUCGGCAUCAACUGCAGCUCCCCCGAGCUCUGGACACGCCUCUACAACGUGCUGAAGCCCAGUCCUGCCUUCUACCACUUCAUCCUGACCCACUUCAGGUGGGUUUGGGACAUUAUCAACAGCACCUUCAUCAGGGACACGCUCAUGAGGCUUGUGCUUACAGUUCGUGCCAAUCUCAUCCCCAGCCCCCCCACGUUCAACUCUGACUACGGCUACAUCAGCUGGGAGGCCUAUGCCAACGUCAGCUAUUACACCCGCAUCCUCCCGCCCGUGCCGGACAGCUGCCCGACGCCCAUGGGGACCAAAGGGAAGCAGCAGCUCCCCGACCCCCAGCUCCUGGCGGAGAGGUUCCUGCUGCGGCAGAAGUUUGAAGCUGAUCCCCGAGGCACCAACCUGAUGUUUGCUUUCUUCGCCCAGCAUUUCACCCACCAGUUCUUCAAGACGUCCGGGAAGAUGGGACGUGGCUUCACCAAGGCGCUGGGGCAUGGGGUGGACCUGGGGCACUUGUACGGGGACAACCUGCAGCGGCAGCACCAGCUGCGACUCUUCAGAGAUGGGAAGCUGAAAUUCCAGGUCGUGGAUGGAGAGGUGUACCCCCCUACGGUCACCGAUGCUCCCGUUCACAUGGUCUACCCGUCUGCCAUCCCCAAGGAGAAGCAGCUGGCGAUGGGGCAGGAGGUGUUCGGGCUGUUGCCAGGGCUCUGCAUGUAUGCCACGCUCUGGCUGCGCGAGCACAACCGCGUCUGCGACAUACUGAAGCAGGAGCAUCCCACCUGGAGCGAUGAGCAGCUCUUCCAGACAGCUCGCCUCAUCCUCAUCGGGGAGACCAUUAAGAUCGUCAUUGAAGACUAUGUCCAGCACCUCAGCGGGUACUACCUGAGCCUCAAGUUUGACCCUGAGCUGCUGUUUGGGACACAGUUCCAGUACCGGAAUCGCAUCGCAGUGGAGUUCAACCAGCUCUAUCACUGGCACGGGUUGAUGCCCGACUCCUUCAUCAUCCAGGGGGAAGAGUACAGCUACGACCAGUUCCUGUACAACACCUCCAUGCUCAUGGACUAUGGCGUGGAGGCGCUGGUGGAGUCCUUUUCCAAGCAGGCUGCAGGAAGGAUCGGUGGGGGACAAACCAUCAAUGCCAAUGUCUUGAAAGUGGCCAUUGGGGUCAUCAAGGAAUCCCGGCAGCUGAGGCUACGGCCGUUCAACGAGUAUCGGAAGAGAUUUGGCAUGAAGCCCUACAGGUCCUUUCAGGAGCUGACAGGGUCUGCCCCAUCACUGGCUGUACCCUGUGCUGUGACCCUCCUCGAGGACUGUGACCCUCGCUGCGCUUCCCUCACUCAGCUAGCAACGCAACACUCAAGAGAAAGGCAAACGGCAGCAAACGGACCAACAGGUACCAACCCCAGGUGCAGCAUCCAACAUGCCAUUGAAGCCUCCUCCUCCACACGCCUGGGGAUGCGCAGCCCUGCACAUGGAGCUUCCCCCCACCCAGCGCCACCAAGCCCUUGUGUUUUCUUUGCUAGUCUUUCAGCCACGGCAGUUUGUAGAAAUUGCUCACAACCUCACCAGCUUGUCCAUCACCAUGCACAGCCAAAUCCAAGGUAGAAGGAGGUAGUUUGCGUUAUCUAAAAGCGGUGUUUAGUCUGGUGCAUCCACCAGCAUCACCCAGCCAAGGCAAGUGCUCCAAGUGCCCCCUGCCACUGCAAGCUCUGGUGACAGCACAGAGGCCAGCGCUGCCAGAUGCACCCUCUGUUUGAGCUCUUGGUAAACACAACUCAGAGGAUGUCCUCUGAUUUUUUAAACAAGUGCCUCUGAGGAGCUCAGCCGCAGCUCGCCUGUGUGGGGACAGACAUGGACAGGAGGACAGCACUGCCUGCAUUCGUGCAGUGUGAGCAGCAGUAAUGAAAACAUCUGGCUGUGGUUGUGCGACCUCUUAAGCACAAUGAUUCACUGAGCAGGAGGUUACUGCCGACCAGAGCAGACAGCACAAGAAAGACCAAUUCCCUGCACUGCUGCUUCACGCAAAGCAGUCCCUGCGGCUGGAGGGAAGGGCAGAAGUUGCAGCUGGGUUGCAGCUGCUUUGGCGUUUCCCUCCCUGGGCACCCUGCACCCCUCUGGCCCCAUGCCUGAUCAAGAUUCACCAUGGAAAGUUAUCUAAACCCCGUGGUGGCAAAAAUCAGCAGGGCACCAAGGCUGAAUGGAAAAGCAAUCCCCCGUCCGAGCCCAGCAGGCCCCUCGGCAGUGAGUCAUGCCAGCCAUGGCACAGGAACACUUGUCUGGAUUUUCAACAAAGGCCUAUUUUGAACACUUUAGAAAGAAGAGGUAGAUUGGAGGCCAAAAAAAUAUCAGUAUAAACUUAACUGUUCUAAAUUCUUGUUCCUUACUGCCUGGCAACCGGAUCAGCACCAUGAUUAAAUGCCCGUGUUAAGCUCAUCAACUGUGAUUUCAUUCCUGCCCUCACCAAGCAGCCGUCUUCGUUUCCUUGAGCAUUCGCAUUCUGUGGCCAAAUUCUGCUGUUUGUCUUGGAACAUCUUUAAAUGUGAACAAACCCAGGUGAUUUUACACUCCUCUCUCCCAGUGCAGAAUUACACCCUCCUGUAAACACCAUUGUUUCUGGCUGCCCUCUCUGCAGCAGGCUGCUUUUUCCAAAACAGAACAUUUCCCAGGGGCAACACAACCUACCUGACAAGUGUUUUUUCAACUCCUAUUUAUAGCACUUCUUGAAGAUUAAAAUCAGACACAGAGAUGACUUGGACUUAGUACAUGUACCUUCUUGAUUUGAAGAGUGUAUCACGUAAAGCAGACCAGGCUGCAGCCGAGGUGACGCACAAAACCAAGCAGAGAGCCGCUACCUGCAGGAAGAGCCAAAUCCCCCGGGGCCAGCCUGCACCUCUGUCCUGCGCUUGAGAAGGAGCAGGUAGAAAAUGGAAUGGAAAUAGGGCAGGCGGCAAAGACAGAGCACAUAACAUCUUGGUAGGAAGGUCUUGUUUGUUCAGUCUUAACCACGUGUUAACUUCCAGUCGUGGUUUAAACAUAGAACUAGUGUCAGUGUCUCAGAACAUUUGAAGGUGAUAAAUACCAACCUUAUUUUCCAGGACCAGCUGCUUUCUUUCUGAGCUCUCUUGUCCUGUUGAAACUAACAGAUUUUGAAAAGUUUGCUUUGAUGUGUGGCUUUUCGAUGCUGGCAGAAUUGCAUCCGAAAAACGUUAAAGCAUGAACAAUACCUGCACAGCUCUGCCAGUAUGAGACAAGGUGACUCCGGUUGCUUUGCACCAGGACUCCAGGCUCCCUUGGCCUUUCCCAAGCGACGUUUGCAUCUCAGACCAAUUUCAUCAGGUGCACUAAAAAAAGCAACAGAAUUGUUGGUGAGGCGACGUGUGGGAAGAAACAACUGGGAGAUGUCAAGGGACAAACUCAGAGGCUGGUACCUGCCCAGGUUCUCAGCCCUGUGCUGCCUCGGAAUGCUCCUCCCUGCAGUUUGCUGCCUGCGCCGCCCGUCCAGCAAAUGUCAGGAGGUGCACAGGUGGCCCAGCAGCCAGGGAGAACAGGUGGGCAAAUCUUUCCUAACUUCAGCUGGUGUCUAGCCACACGCAGAAUGCUUGGCCAAGGCAAGAGAAGGUCUAGCGACAAAAUACUCAAGCGUAGUCUCCUCAGCCAUC
Messenger RNA from Falco peregrinus (peregrine falcon), 3920 nucleotides. It is a transcript of the gene PTGS1, whose product is annotated as prostaglandin-endoperoxide synthase 1. The transcript has 11 exons. Lineage: Eukaryota; Metazoa; Chordata; Aves; Falconiformes; Falconidae. Gene Ontology annotation, biological process: response to oxidative stress; cyclooxygenase pathway. Gene Ontology annotation, cellular component: neuron projection; cytoplasm. Bases 49 to 1866 code for a protein of 605 amino acids. Gene Ontology annotation, molecular function: oxidoreductase activity, acting on single donors with incorporation of molecular oxygen, incorporation of two atoms of oxygen; heme binding; prostaglandin-endoperoxide synthase activity. The record is from RefSeq and is a predicted model, not a curated record.